CCGCCCGGGAGUCGGCGUGACAGAGGAAAACUGGAAUAAUGUCUGAGGAAAGCUUCACUACCGCCGCUUUCCCGCUUGGUUUAAAUCGGCCUCCCGUCCUGCACCGCGCUGCCUAUCAACAGACCAGAGGAAUCGAGAGCCGGCUGCACGACCACCAGGAUGGGGUUGAUUAGUUACGUCUGUCGUCAGGGUGAAAGGUCAGGGGGCGGUGUGGUCGGGUGUCUGCCAACUGGUCAGGCUGUAAGCUGCCCUGGAUCCCGAGUUCGUAUUUAUUUGUUCGGGAGAUGGCGCAGGCUGCGCGGCCGGUCCUGGGCCUGGGUCUGUUUCGGGGUCCGGUGCCGAUUGUGCUGCGCUCGCUGGGACUCAGGGGGACUUGUAGAUCCCGCUCCAACAGACAGGCUCAACCUCUGCAAAGCCACCCACCCCGCCGGCCCGUCAGAGCUCCGAGUACAGAACCAGACCUGAAUAGUUUUGCCUUACGGACCCAUACUUGUGGAGAGCUGUGUACUGCUCACAUUGGUCAAGAGGUCAGACUCUGUGGCUGGGUUCAGUAUCAGAGACAGGGUAUCUUUAUUGUGCUGAGAGAUUUUGAUGGGUUAACACAGAUUGUUAUACCCCAGGAGAAGUCUGCUGCACACCUCAAGAAGAUAUUGUGUGAACUUCCUCUGGAAUCUGUAAUUGCUGUCACUGGAACAGUGAUUCCCCGACCACCAGGACAAGCGAAUUUGGAGAUGCCAACAGGAAAAAUUGAAGUGCAAAUGCAGAAUGCUGAGAUUCUCAACAGAUGUAGGAAGCUGCCUUUUGAAAUUAAGGAGCUUGUAAAGAAAUCAGAAGCACUGCGCAUGCAAUUCCGCUACCUGGAUCUGAGGAGUUCCCAGAUGCAGUAUAGCUUGCGACUGCGGUCCCAGAUGGUAAUGAAGAUGAGAGAGUAUCUCUGUAAUUUACAUGGUUUUGUCGAUGUGGAGACUCCAACAUUAUUUAAGAAAACUCCUGGUGGAGCCAAGGAAUUUGUGGUGCCCUCAAUGGAGCCAGGGAAGUUUUACUGCCUCCCACAGAGUCCUCAACAAUUCAAGCAGCUUUUGAUGAUAGGAGGGCUGGACAGGUACUUCCAAGUGGCUCGCUGUUAUAGAGAUGAGGGAUCAAAGCCAGACCGACAACCUGAAUUUACCCAGAUCGACAUUGAGAUGUCCUUCAUAGACCAGGCAAGGAUACGGAAGCUGAUAGAAGGGCUGAUAGAAUAUUCCUGGCCAGAGGAGAAAGGAGAUAUUGACACCCCUUUCCCAUCAAUGACUUACGCAGAUGCCAUGGACAGUUAUGGCGUUGACAAACCUGAUACUCGUUUUGGAAUGAAGAUCGUUGAUGUUAGUGAAAUGUUCAGAAAUACAGAGAUUUCCUUCCUGCGUAAUGCACUUUCCUGUCCACGUGGUGCAAUACGGAUGAUCUCAGUUGCUGAUGGAGUGAAAUAUUUUAAAAAGAGGGAUUUUGAAAACCUUACCCAAUUGGCAAAAUCUCAGUUUAAUCAGGACUUAACGUUUGUUACGCUGCAACCUGAUGGCACAUGGAAAUCUGCAAUUUCCAAAUUCCUUACAGAUAUGGAGAAAUCUCAGCUAUGUCACAUAACCAAUAUUCAAAAAGGUGAUGUGCUGAUUCUUGCAGCAGGAGAUUGGACAAAGGCAAAUGCUGCAUUAGGGAAAUUGCGGUUGGAGUGUGCAGAUAUUUUGGAAUCUAGAGGUGUCACCCUCAGAGAUCCAGGUAUAUUCAAUUUCCUAUGGAUCAUCGAUUUUCCACUGUUUCUACCAAAAGAAGACAAUCCUGAAGAGUUUGAAUCGGCUCAUCACCCCUUUACGGCACCACAUCCAGAUGAUAUCCAUCUCAUCUACACAGAGCCUAACAAGGUGAGGAGUCAACAUUAUGACUUGGUGUUAAACGGCAAUGAAAUAGGAGGAGGCUCCAUUCGAAUACAUAAUAUGGAGUUGCAGAAAUACGUCCUUGAGACAAUACUAAAGGAAGACAGUGGGUUGUUAUCACAUCUACUUGAGGCACUAGAUUCCGGAGCACCACCCCAUGGCGGGAUUGCAUUGGGUUUGGACAGACUCUUAGCUCUUAUAGUUGGAGCAUCAAGUAUCAGGGAUGUCAUUGCUUUUCCAAAGUCCUUCAGAGGUCGUGAUCUUAUGAGUAAAGCACCAGACUAUGUUAGCCCUGAAGAGCUGAAUCCGUAUCAUAUUCAGGUCAACUGGCCAACAGAAAUGCAUGAAGACAACGAUAAGUCAUGAUUUAUUGUAGUGACUGGUAACACUUUAAAGCAAAUAUGCACAGGAAAUCUAAUUGGAAUUUGGAUCAUAUUAGUUUGCACUGUUUCUAUGGCUUGGGAACCAAUAAAAUCAUUGAAAACUUGUGGCAGGAGCAGCUCUCUGCUAUGGUGGUAUGUUUAGUGUGUCUAUUGAUCAGAUUUCAGUUUCUGAACAAUGUUUCAAAUUUAUGGUCAUUUAAAGUUAAUUAAAUUACAGGAUCCCUCACUUAGAAAUGCGAUCCCAAAGAGUGUUGUAAUUUUAAAGAUCUGACAUAUGAACGUUUCCUGUGCUUAAGAAUAGCUAUUUUAUAUUGUGCUGCAUUGUGUUGCAACUUGCGUACAAAUCGACUUGCAAACGGACUCAAGAACAGAUUUCGUUCACAACCGGGGACUGUCUGCAGUAGAAAAUGUUUUUUUUAAAACUACCAGAUGUCUGAAUUCUUAGCACGAUGUCCUAUGCAGGUCCAGAGGAUAGUGCUAAAUUACUCUCUUUUUCACUUCAGUGCCUGAAUGUAGUUGAUCUGUUUUCAGCCAGAAGGCUCCCUCUGUGAUCUGGCCAAAAUGUGUUUAGUAUAGGAAGCAUCAGACAAUUUUAUUUUUAUCUUUCUUCUUUCUUUUCUUUCAAACUCAUUGUAGCAGUAGUCCAAACUCAUUGUAGCAGUAGGACUAUAAACUGGUGUCCGAACAUGACACCAGUUUAUAGUCCAACAGGUUUAUUUCUUCAUCUGACAACGGAGAAGCGCUCUGAAAGUAUGUGAUUUUAAAUAAACCUGUUGGACUAUAAUCUGGUGUUGUGUGACUUCUGACUUUGUCCAACCCAGUCCAACACUAGCAUCUCCACAUCAUUGUUGCAAUAGUGUCCAUGUUUGUUCAAUUAUUAGAAUAAUAUAUAUUAAUUCCUGUUCAUUAAUUCUUGGAUCACAGUGACGUUAGGCAUGAUAUUGCUUUGUCCAUCUGGUACAGAAAGCCUCAACCACACUUUUGUUACCUCCAACUAUGACUUUUCCAAUAUAAACGUAGUUGAUUCUUAGGCUAUAUAUUCUGUAUAAGCUCAGUCAUCCAAAUGUCUGCUACCCAGACCAUAUAACUUGCAUGAAGUCCUGUUCACCCAUUACCCAAGUUUUAUUUGGCCUAUGUUAUGUCUUGGUUAAACCACAUCUUUUAAAACUCUCAUUCCUAUUUUCAAAUCCCUCCAUGGCUUUGCCUCCAUCCUCUCUUGCACUCCUGUAAAUGUAACCUUUUUCAGCAUCCCCAAUUUUUAAUCCUUUCACAGUCAUGAUCAUGUCUUCAGAUAUCAAGCGACUGUGCUCCUCUUGACUGAAAACAACAAAUGUUGGAGAUUACAGGAUGUCAGACAGCAUUCAUGGAGAGAUAGCACAUCAUCUAGACUUUAAACGUUUGCUUGCUCUCUUUCCAUGGACGCUGUCUGACCUGCUGUGAUCGCCAGCAUUUGUUGAUUUCGGUACAGAUUGCAGCAUCUGAAGUAAUUUGCUCCAAGACUAUGCUCUUGGUUCCUUCCUGUACCUCAGCUUACCACUAUUGUUUCCUUAAUGAUGUUUUGAUCAUGCUUUUGUUGAUCUGUUUCAUGUUUCCUAUGGAUAUGAACUUUUUUUAAAAAAAAGGGCCAGUAUUCCCCAUCUGCAUGUGGAAAAGCUUUAUUUUCCCCAUUAGUUAACACUCCCAUAGUAGCUAGAUUUGAUCCAUAUAUUCUUUUGUUAUAAGAUUGUAUUGUGGCUUUUUUAAAAUGACGUGUACAGUCAAAUAAAAAAUUGUAAUACUGUCAA
Chiloscyllium plagiosum (whitespotted bambooshark) is the source of this 4074-nucleotide messenger RNA. It is a transcript of the gene dars2, whose product is annotated as aspartyl-tRNA synthetase 2, mitochondrial. Gene Ontology annotation, biological process: aspartyl-tRNA aminoacylation. Gene Ontology annotation, cellular component: mitochondrion; cytoplasm. The record is from RefSeq and is a predicted model, not a curated record. Lineage: Eukaryota; Metazoa; Chordata; Chondrichthyes; Orectolobiformes; Hemiscylliidae. Gene Ontology annotation, molecular function: ATP binding; aspartate-tRNA ligase activity; nucleic acid binding.